CUGGGGGUAGAAGGGAACCCCUGCGGAGACGGAGGGGUGGUGGCCGGGGCGCUGACUCCGCGUGCGACCGCCGGCCCUGCGCGUGCGCCCUGGCGCGGCCCGCGUGACAGGCCUGUUACCUCAUGGUCUCAAGGUGGCUACUGCAGCUUCAGGCAUCAAAUAUUCAUUGGACCACACUCAAAGGCAAGAAGAAGGUGGAUAGCCAGAGCAACAAGAGAAAUUUCUCUUGACAUGCCUCUCUCUUUGUAGCUGGAGAAAAAAAAAAACAUUUCCUAAAAGUUCUACCAUAGACUUCUAUCUCAUCGGUCACAAGUCCUUUAAUGGAGCGGCCAGUGUAUCUGCAGACCUGGUUUCAUCUGAUGAUUUACAGACCCCAGCUCUGAAGCCAGUUACACAUUUUCCUGUGGCCGGGCACAGAGUAGUUGAUUAUCCUCACGAUGUUGGACUUUCUGGCUGAGAAUAACCUCUGUGGCCAAGCAAUCCUAAGAAUUGUUUCCUGUGGCAAUGCCAUCAUUGCUGAACUUCUGAGGCUCUCUGAGUUUAUUCCUGCUGUAUUCAGGUUAAAAGACCGAGCUGAUCAACAGAAAUACGGAGAUAUCAUAUUUGAUUUCAGCUAUUUUAAGGGUCCAGAAUUAUGGGAAAGCAAACUGGAAGCUAAGCCAGAGCUACAGGAUUUAGAUGAAGAGUUUCGGGAAAACAACACAGAAAUUGUGACCAGAUUUUAUUUAGCAUUUCAAAGUGUGCAUAAAUAUAUUGUAGACUUAAACAGAUAUCUAGAUGAUCUCAAUGAAGGUGUUUAUAUUCAGCAAACCUUAGAAACGGUGCUUCUCAAUGAAGAUGGAAAACAACUUCUAUGUGAAGCACUGUACUUAUAUGGAGUUAUGCUCCUGGUCAUCGACCAAAAGAUUGAAGGAGAAAUCAGAGAGAGAAUGCUCGUUUCUUACUAUCGAUACAGUGCUGCUCGAUCUUCUGCUGAUUCGAAUAUGGAUGAUAUUUGUAAGCUGCUUCGAAGUACAGGUUAUUCCAGCCAACCAGGAGCCAAAAGACCACCCAACUAUCCUGAGAGUUACUUCCAGAGGGUGCCUAUCAACGAGACCUUCAUCAGCAUGGUCAUCGGCCGGCUAAGAUCUGAUGAUAUUUACAACCAGGUCUCAGCGUAUCCAUUGCCAGAACAUCGGAGCACAGCUCUGGCAAAUCAGGCCGCCAUGUUGUAUGUAAUUCUCUACUUUGAGCCUUCCAUUCUUCAUACCCAUCAAGCAAAAAUGAGAGAGAUAGUGGAUAAAUACUUUCCAGAUAAUUGGGUAAUUAGUAUUUACAUGGGGAUCACAGUUAAUCUAGCAGAUGCUUGGGAACCCUACAAAGCUGCAAAAACUGCUUUAAACAAUACCCUGGACCUUUCAAACGUCAGAGAACAGGCAAGCAGAUACGCUACUGUCAGCGAAAGGGCGCACGCACAAGCGCAGCAGUUCCUGAAAGAAGGUUGUUUGAGGGAGGAUCUGGUUCUGGAUAACAUCCCGAGGCUUCUGAACUGCCUGAGAGACUGCAAUGUCACCAUUCGAUGGCUGAUGCUUCAUACCGCAGACUCAGCCUGUGACCCAAACAACAAACGCCUUCGUCAAAUCAAGGACCAGAUUCUAACAGACUCUAGGUACAAUCCCAAGAUCCUCUUUCAAUUGCUGUUGGAUACUGCACAAUUUGAGUUUAUACUCAAAGAGAUGUUCAAGCAAAUGCUUUCAGAAAAGCAGGCCAAAUGGGAACAUUACAAGAAGGAGGGCUCAGAGCGGAUGACGGAGCUUGCUGAUGUCUUUUCAGGAGUGAAACCCCUAACCAGAGUGGAGAAAAAUGAAAAUCUUCAAGCUUGGUUCAGAGAGAUCUCAAAACAAAUAUUGUCUUUAAAUUAUGAUGAUUCUACUGCUGCGGGCAGAAAAACUGUGCAACUAAUACAGGCUUUGGAAGAGGUUCAAGAAUUUCACCAGUUGGAAUCAAAUCUGCAAGUGUGUCAAUUUCUUGCUGAUACUCGCAAGUUUCUCCACCAAAUGAUCCGAACCAUUAACAUUAAAGAGGAGGUCCUGAUCACAAUGCAGAUCGUUGGGGACCUUUCUUUUGCUUGGCAGUUAAUUGACAGUUUCACAUCUAUCAUGCAAGAGAGCAUAAGGGUAAACCCAUCCAUGGUCACUAAACUCAGAGCUACAUUCCUAAAGCUUGCCUCUGCCCUUGACCUGCCCCUUCUUCGUAUUAAUCAAGCAAAUAGCCCUGACCUUCUCAGUGUAUCUCAAUAUUAUUCUGGCGAAUUGGUGUCCUAUGUGAGAAAGGUUUUGCAGAUCAUUCCGGAAAGCAUGUUUACUUCCCUUCUAAAGAUCAUAAAGCUUCAGACCCACGAUAUCAUUGAAGUGCCGACCCGGCUGGACAAGGACAAGCUGAGGGACUAUGCCCAGCUUGGCCCACGAUAUGAGGUUGCCAAGCUUACUCAUGCUAUUUCCAUUUUUACUGAAGGCAUCUUAAUGAUGAAAACAACUUUGGUCGGCAUCAUCAAGGUGGACCCAAAACAACUGCUGGAGGAUGGAAUAAGGAAGGAGCUGGUUAAGCGUGUGGCUUUUGCUCUUCAUAGGGGAUUGAUCUUCAACCCUCGAGCCAAGCCAAGUGAAUUGAUGCCAAAGCUGAAAGAGCUGGGAGCUACCAUGGAUGGGUUCCAUCGUUCUUUUGAAUACAUUCAGGACUAUGUCAACAUUUACGGUCUGAAGAUUUGGCAGGAGGAAGUAUCUCGUAUUAUAAAUUACAAUGUGGAACAAGAGUGUAAUAACUUCUUAAGAACAAAGAUUCAAGACUGGCAAAGUAUGUACCAGUCCACACAUAUUCCAAUACCAAAGUUUACCCCUGUGGAUGAGUCCGUAACAUUUAUUGGUAGACUCUGCAGAGAAAUCUUGCGGAUCACGGACCCAAAAAUGACAUGCCACAUUGACCAGCUGAAUACUUGGUAUGAUAUGAAAACCCAUCAAGAGGUGACCAGCAGCCGCCUCUUCUCAGAGAUCCAGAACACCUUGGGGACUUUCGGUCUGAAUGGGUUAGACAGGCUUCUGUGCUUUAUGAUUGUCAAAGAGUUACAGAAUUUCCUCAGCAUGUUUCAGAAAAUUAUCUUGCGAGACAGAACUGUGCAGGAUACUUUAAAAACCCUCAUGAAUGCCAUCAGCCCCCUAAAAAGCAUUGUAGCAAAUUCGAAUAAAAUUUAUUUUUCUGCCAUUGCCAAAACACAGAAGAUAUGGACCGCUUAUCUGGAAGCUAUCAUGAAGGUUGGGCAGAUGCAGAUUCUGAGACAACAGAUUGCCAAUGAAUUAAAUUAUUCUUGUCGGUUUGACUCCAAACAUCUGGCCGCUGCUUUGGAGAAUCUCAAUAAGGCUCUCCUAGCAGAUAUUGAAGCCCACUACCAGGACCCUUCACUUCCUUACCCCAAAGAAGAUAACACACUCUUAUAUGAAAUCACAGCCUACCUGGAGGCAGCUGGCAUCCACAACCCACUGAACAAGAUAUACAUAACAACAAAGCGCUUACCCUACUUCCCGGUUGUCAACUUUCUAUUUUUGAUCGCCCAGUUGCCAAAACUUCAGUACAGCAAAAACCUAGGCAUGGUCUGCCGAAAACCUGCCGACCCUGUGGAUUGGCCGCCACUCGUGCUGGGACUGCUCACCCUGCUGAAGCAGUUUCAUUCCCGGUACACAGAACAGUUCCUGGCAUUGAUCGGCCAGUUUAUCCGCUCCACAGUGGAGCAGUGUACAAGCCAGAAGAUACCAGAAAUGCCUGCAGAUGUUGUGGGUGCCCUUCUGUUUCUGGAGGAUUAUGUUCGGUACACAAAGCUACCCAGGAGGGUUGCUGAAGCACACGUGCCUAAUUUCAUUUUUGAUGAGUUCAGAACAGUCCUGUGACGUUUUUUGACUUCUGCGUCUUCAAUGGAAGGAUUAUCCUUAAAUCUUCCCACCGUCACUAAAAUGAACUUGGAAAUGAAAAGAAACUCAACUGCUCAAAGAACUGCAUUUUUUCCCUUUAUUGUGGGAAACGUCAGACGUUCUGAGUAAGAUGUAUUUCACGGAACUAAUUAAUUAAUAUUGUUUAAAUCAUGGUAUUAUAUACAAUUUAUAUCAUGUAGAAGCAGAACACAUUUUGUACUGCCUCUUAUAAAUGCUGAGUGUAAUUGUUGUGUAUAAAUCCAUUUAGUUUUAUGUUCUAGAGAACUAUUUGUGCAACUCCAGAUUUUCAGUAAAAUAGUACUGCCAGUACCCAAAGUCAUCCUUCUGCCUAUGAUUCAAAAACCACAUAUUCACCCUGCAAAAAACCUCGUCUGGAAGGUCAGAGAGGAGCCUGGUAGGUCCAGUGUUGUGUCCAUGGUCACAUCCACGACAGGCUGGCAGGCACAUGGUGACCAGAGAGACUAGUAGCAGAUGCAGAGACCAUGCAAUCCGUGGACCACGUACCAUGGAAGUUUGUUCAUGUCUGAGGCUCAAUGUCCUCUUCCAAUCCAGAUACCUUGGGGGUUCCCUGCAGCCCUUCUGUAGGACUCCCCAACUUCAGCUGCUCCUUCCUCAGCAAGCCCUGAGCCCCACCCCAAGUCCCCACUCCCUUUUUUUUUUUUUUAAUAACAGCUUAGCCAUUAGCUUUUAACUCCUCCAAAAUCCUAAAUCACUUCUGAAUGAAAAUUACCCUGAAAGAGGAGCUGCCAUCCUCUUGUGGCGAUUUAGAUAGGAGUAAGAAAGGUGUUUUAACUCUGACUGUAUAGCUAUGUCCUCUGGAGAGGAGAGGUACAAGCAAAGAAACAAACAAAAAACACCCAGUAUCUGAAAUGUGCUUGACAGUCAGUUAGCAAAUAGUAAGAAAAGCAGCAUUAAUUUGUAGUCAGGAGGCAAAGCUUGAGUCCUGAUUCUGCCACUAGUUAAACUUUGUCCCAAGGUAGCCUACUGGCAUCAUCUAUAAAAUCAGGGCUAAUGAUUUCUCUGGUUCCCUUCAGUUUUCUGAUUUUAUGAUAAGUUAUUUCUUUUGUCAGAAGGUCUCAAAUCCUAAGAUACUGGAAGAGAAAAAAAAUGACUUUAUAUGCUUCAUUUCACCAUCAUUGUAGAAAGGAUUUUAAAAAGCAUCUAGUCAGCAGAGGGAAGCAGAAGGCUUAUCAGCCCAGCUUGGUGGAAACCCAGGGAGGAAUUUUAAAAGUGAACUGAAAGUUGCCUGGCAUGUAAGGAGUUUGGGAGUCUCACCCACAGAAGCUGACACGUGAACUCAGCCGGUAAGUCUGUGGCCAUCGUACGUCCACUUCUCAAAACUAUCUUGCUGUUUCUCAUUUGUAAUCAGAUGUACUGCAGUAACUGCAUGAAAUGAGAGCUUUAGUUCUCUGUGAAAAUGUUCCCCGCAUAGAAAGCCAGCUAAUAAAAAGGUGAGAUCUAAGAAAGUGUAUUUUUAACCAGACAAUUGAAGUGUAUGAUUUAUCAUCAGAGGGGAAUUUCACAAAACCAAGCAAAUGAGUCCACAUACACUGUCCUAAAACAAGGUGAAGUGAUCUGGCUAGUGAAAAAUUUCCUCAACUGAAAAAAUUUCAACUUAAAAGUUGAACAAGAGAAAUGUUAAUUAUAAAAGCUUUAUUUUAUAAAUAAAAUUUUAGCCCUAAUCGUUACAAUCUGAAGUAGUUACUUAAAAUUCCUGGUUGUAUUUUACUGCUCUUUUAAUGGAAGCAAUUUACUUUAGUGAUAUUUGGGGAUUUACUUAAGUCUCAUGAUACCCUUCUGAAUGUCCAUAAUCUCUUCAAAUGUACUGUAAACUCAGUAAAGUCUGACUGAUUUUAAGGCA
Aethalodelphis obliquidens (Pacific white-sided dolphin) is the source of this 5820-nucleotide messenger RNA. RefSeq names its product WASH complex subunit 5 (gene WASHC5). Gene Ontology annotation, biological process: endosome organization; regulation of actin nucleation; actin filament polymerization. The record is from RefSeq and is a predicted model, not a curated record. NCBI's taxonomy places the organism in Eukaryota, Metazoa, Chordata, Mammalia, Artiodactyla, Delphinidae. Gene Ontology annotation, cellular component: WASH complex; endosome. The transcript is spliced from 30 exons. Bases 438 to 3917 code for a protein of 1159 amino acids.